Molecule: messenger RNA, 2262 nt
Organism: Branchiostoma belcheri (Belcher's lancelet)
Lineage: Eukaryota; Metazoa; Chordata; Leptocardii; Amphioxiformes; Branchiostomatidae
Product: histone-lysine N-methyltransferase SMYD3-like
Exons: 13
Coding region: 1-1392 (463 amino acids)
Cellular component (GO): nucleus
Molecular function (GO): protein binding; histone methyltransferase activity
Source: RefSeq, a predicted model, not a curated record
AUGGCGGACGGAGUGGAAAUAUUUUCGUCUGCAGAGAAGGGAAGAGGCCUGUGUGCCACCAAAGUCUUCAAACCGGGAAACUUGGUGCGAGCAGCUGAACCCUACGCCUAUGUCCUCUGUAACACCGAGAGAGGGAAGCGCUGCGACUUUUGCUUUACAAGAAAAGAUGACCUGUCCAGAUGCUCUGGCUGUAAGUUUGCCAGAUACUGUGAUGGCAAAUGUCAGAAAGCAGCCUGGCAGGAACACAAGGCUGAGUGUAAAUCCAUCAAGACAGUCAAGCCAGAGACACCAACAGACAGUAUCAGGCUCAUCGCCCGUAUCAUCAACAAAACGAAAACAGAAGGUCCUGGUGAGCCAGGAAACUCCAUUGAUGAGUUGCAGUCAAAUCUGCGAGAGAUGCCUGAGAAUGUGAAGGAGAUGUUUGCCCAGUUGGCCGUGGUGCUGAGGAUGUAUGUGGGGAAGGAUGUCAUGGACGAUGCAAGGGAGAUCUUUGAGCUGUUUGGCAGGAUGACGUGCAACACUUUCUCUAUCUGUGACCCUGAGAUGCAGUACAUUGGCAUUGGGAUAUAUCCAAAAAUGUCUCUGUUCAACCACUCCUGUGCCCCCAACUGUGUGGCUGUGUUUAAUGGUCUGAGAAUGGAGGUACGAGCCAUCGAGAAUAUACAGCCAGGAGAAGAGCUUCUGAUCAGCUAUGUGGAGAUGCUGGCCAUGUCCAAUGUGCGGAAACAGCAGCUCCUCCAGCAGUACUACUUCACCUGCAAGUGUCCCAGCUGUCAGGACCAGACUAAGGAUGGAAUGAUGAUGGCUGUCAAGUGUGGGAAUAUCAACUGCAAGAAAGUUAUCAUCCAAGUUGAUGGUGCUUAUGAGACAUGUAAGUGCUGUGGACAUGACAAUGAGAAGGACCCAAAGUUCUGGAAUGAAGUGAACAAAGUCACCCAGUUUUCUGAGGAGAUGCUGGCUGCCAUCACAAGUGCAGACCAGAGACAAGAACCCAAGGAAGGUCUGAGGUUAGCGGAGAGACUGUUGGAGAGACAGCAGCAGGUGUUACACAACAACCACCUGUUUGUGCUGAAGUGUCUGGAUAAGGCCCUGGACCAGGCCGUGUACCUGCGCAAGUGGAACAGAGCGCUCAGAUGUGCACUACAGACCAUCGAACCAUACAAGGUACACUUUCCAGCCUACCACCCCAGUCUGGGGAUCCAGUACAUGAGGAUCGGCAAACUGCUGUUGUACUUGGAGAAAAGACUGGCUGCUCUGGAGGCACUACAGAUGUCUGAACACAUCCUGAAUGUGACCCAUGGCAAGGGCCACCCCCUAAACAAGGAGCUGGGAGACCUGCUGACACAGUGUAUGGAUGAGAUGAGAAUGUACCAGGCACAGGGCAAGAAGUGAGGCAGGCUGUCACAGGGACACACCACUUACAGAGUACCAAACAUGGGGAGAGGCUCAACCAUUAGCACAUACAUGUAUUGCCAUUCAUGAUGGUAUAUUUAGAUGCUACAAUGUAAUACAGUUUUGUAUGGAUGCUGUAUUUUUGGCUUAUUGAAAAUGAAUCAGUUUGUGCCAUAUCAGGGCUGUUCUCAUGUGAAAAUUUUUGUCCAUCCCACCCAUUGUUUAUUUGGAGUCACACUGGCAAACCUGGUUUGGGGGUCCUGGGGCAUGUAACACAAGAAAUGAAGUAAGUUUUCAUAUAUAUUCAAAAUAUAUGAAAAUGAUUUUUCUGGAUGGAUGGGGAAAAUUUGGAGAGACAGGUCCUGGAGACAGCUCAGUGCCAUAUACAUCAGCAUCUCAUAAAAUAUUUCUGUAGAUGCCUUUUUGUAUUUAUAAUGUGCCAUUUAGGUAUGUUAGAUGUUUAAGGUUUGUAAAGUGACUUGUUAUGAUCUAUUUAUCACACAUGUAAUAAAGAACAAUGCAGUAGUGAGCAAGAAGUUUUAUAAGGGAUGAAAACAUUGUGUAAUUGCUACACAAGUUGGGGGUGAAUGUAAACAUGGUUUUCCAAAAGAACUAGUCGAGGGGUAACUUUUAAUGGUGAAGCCAAGAUUCACUUGAAGUAAGUUUACAGAAGUGCGAUCAUGUAUAAGUAUGAUACUGUAAAAUACAACUGUAAAUGUCAGUAUUAAUACUGUGAUAUUCUUUUUGUAUUCUGCUAUAAGUAUAAAGACAGAAACGGUUAUGUGCAAAUGAGAAAUGAGUCGACCUCUAGUUAGGCACUCAAAGAGAUAGAGUUUAUAGAAGUCACCCUUUUUUGCAUGCUGCAUGGAC